AUGGCAUCCAAGCAACAGGAAAUGGAUAGCGUAGUGAAAGACAUCUAUACAGCCAUGCAGCAAGAACCACAUCUCCAGUCCACACUUUUCGUCCUGUGUGGCGAUCAUGGCAUGAAUGAUGCCGGGAAUCAUGGAGGUUCAUCUGCCGGCGAGACCUCCCCAGCGUUAUUGUUCGUCUCGCCAAAAUUUGAAGCCUUGGGCCAUAGACUGAAAAGUCCCGUGGACGCUUCUGAGGAUUUCCAGUACUACCGGUCGGUUGAACAAGCAGACAUUACCCCAACACUGGCUGGACUGCUCGGUCUACCUAUUCCCUUAAACAGCUUGGGGGUUUUUAUUCCCGAGUUUCUUAACAUGUGGGAUUCUGGGUCGCAAAAAUUGAAUAUUCUACAACGUAAUGCUCGGCAAUUACUAAACACGGUCAAGGCUGCAUUCCCGGGGGUCUCGUUUGACCACCAUGACAUUGGUUCCAGUUGUUCAUCCGGGGCAACCUCUGGCAUAGAAGGCGCCCAAUGUGCGUGGUCCCAAAUUCAGCAGCUUUCUCGUGAGACACCGGCCGAGGAUGAAUUUGCCAUUGUAGGUCCCGCUUUACAACGGUUCUCGCUCAAUGCACAAGAUGUGAUGAGUAGUGCCGCGAGUGACUACAAUGUCUUCCGACUUGCUUUCGGCCUGUUGAUCACAGGCUUUGCGGCGAUGAUGGUUUUCCCAGCUGUGUACCAAGACUGCGCACGAUCUGCUUACACGGGCGGGUUUCUGGCGUUCCUGAUUGUGGGUUAUGGAGUCAUGAUGUUCGCAAGUAGUUAUGUGGAGGAGGAGCAGCAAUUCUGGUAUUGGAUUUGCUCGGGGUGGAUUUUGUAUCUCCACGUCAAAUCGACACGCUCCCGACACUCUCAGCACAAGAGUCCAUUCAACUGGACCAGCAUGGCCACCAUCGGACUUAUCCUAUCCCAACGGAUCCUGCGCCGGUGGAACCAAACCGGCCAAAAAUUCACGGCCGAACCAGAUAUCGCUCGCAACUUCUUACCCAAUCACCCCCUGUGUCUGUGGGUAUUGAUAACCCUCACAUACGUCGAUGCUGGCCGCGGGCUGUUUUUGAGCUUGCCGACUGGAUUGCCGCGGCUAGUUGGACUGGUUCUGCCAAGCCUGGCUUUCUUGUUCAAGUUGAGUUUUGUAGCAAAUGACUCGCCCGAGCUGCUGGUCGAGUCCCUUCUAUCACGAAUGGAGAAGUUCUUGGAGACUGUACCAUUGGUUUUGCAGGCGAGGCUCGUUUUCGGCGGAAUUGCGUGUUGUAUUCUUUUGGCAGUUGCAACAACGGGUCGGUGGAGAGGAGCAGCUGCUUCAAACCACCUUGCCCACGAGGCGCUCAAUCUGUUCCUAAUGACGCAGUCCAGAGUCACCAACAUUCCAGUGUUCCUUGUGUUUCGUAUUCAGGCCCUCAUUUUGACCCCAAUGAAUUUGAAUGGAAUUGAGGUGACUGUCGUGACAUUAAUAAUGCAGUACAUGACUUUCUUUGCGCUUGGGGGUUCUAACGCGAUUUCUUCCGUGGACUUGUCGAGUGCAUACAACGGCGUGGGCAGUUAUAGCGUGGUCAUGGUGGGAAUCCUGACAUUUGCGAGCAAUUGGGCAGGUCCCAUUUGGUGGGUUUCGAUGAGCCAUCAGCUCCGAUCGCAUCCUGAUAUGGGAUAUCACAGCCCUGUCGCAUUGCUCACAUUCCACAUUGCCACGUCCCUGGUGUCAGUGAUGGCGGCUUGUACGGCCUUGAGAACCCAUCUGUUUAUCUGGACCGUGUUCUCGCCCAAAUAUCUGUAUUCGAUAGCUUGGGCGACGGCUAACCACGUUCUUGUAAAUCUGCUCGGUGGUGUCUGCCUUGCUGCUCCUCAGAAGCAAUAG
This is a messenger RNA of Penicillium verhagenii, 1887 nucleotides long. It is a transcript of the gene las21, whose product is annotated as mannose-ethanolamine phosphotransferase LAS21. The transcript is spliced from 3 exons. The record is from RefSeq and is a predicted model, not a curated record. NCBI's taxonomy places the organism in Eukaryota, Fungi, Ascomycota, Eurotiomycetes, Eurotiales, Aspergillaceae. Gene Ontology annotation, cellular component: endoplasmic reticulum membrane. Gene Ontology annotation, biological process: GPI anchor biosynthetic process. Bases 1 to 1887 code for a protein of 628 amino acids.